Molecule: messenger RNA, 1800 nt
Organism: Aspergillus mulundensis
Lineage: Eukaryota; Fungi; Ascomycota; Eurotiomycetes; Eurotiales; Aspergillaceae
Exons: 3
Coding region: 1-1800 (599 amino acids)
Source: RefSeq, a predicted model, not a curated record
AUGGACUCGACUGACUGUAUAGAUCGACUGCGACUUGCGAGAUCUCCCGCGCAGAUCCUCUCGGGUGCUGCGAACACUGUGAGUGGCUGGAUUCCGGAGGGCGUCAAGAAGCGUUGGCGCCAAGUGAAUACCUUCUUGCAGAAUCAUUUGCAAAACCCACCGACGGAUUAUUCUUCUGGGAAUAUUCCACUUGUGCCGAUCUCGGGGGUUUCUGGGAGAACUUCGCCCACUGCUGAGGAUUUCCGUAACGAAACGAUCGAGAGCCUGUUCGGUGCGGCGAAAACUCGAUAUUUCGGUGUUUCGGUAUUCGCCGACUACAUACAAACCAAGUGCUUUCGACUGGCAUCAAGACCCCCCCCGGAUAUCCAGAAUAAUGUGAGCCGCAAUGGCAGGAGCCCUACACACUCUGUCGACGACUUUUGGGAGUGGUGCUGCAAUCUUACUUCCGCGUUCAGGAAGCUACUGCUGGAAGGCCAGCCAAACUACAACCCGACCAUGCUAGAGGCUCUGUCACAGCUUAUGGAGGAGAGAGGUCAAAGCCUGGACGACAAAACAGAGCGGGAGAAAGCACUCGCUGCUACGGCAAUGAUGACGACUUUGGCUUGCAUCUCAACGGCGACUAUGCCGGAGUUGAAGGACUGCUCUCAAUCAGAUAACCACGCCAUGGAGACGGGUAGCGCAUGCGAGGUCUCCUUAUAUUUCGGAGAAAUGAACCGCCUGGGAGGUUGGUCUGCAGAUAUCCAACGAUCUGUCAGAGAACCAUUUGUACAUCUCCAUGAUGGCCUUCGUGAUUUUGAUUCCCCAGUGGAAUCUCCACCCGCCUUGUUAAUCAAUCUUCAGCCCAACCAAGAGGAUCUCCGUGACCGUCUUUCUCCCCGGACAGUGCCCGAAUCCAGCUUCUCCAUCAAUCCUCCAUCAACCCAGGGCGACCAUCACGACCCCGCUUCACCCGAUGCGCUUAAAUCCGGUGAUGAAAUCGAUCCCUCGCCAAAUCAACAGGCUAGCGCCGCCAGUACCCACGAUGAAUUGUUGUAUGAGGCCCGCAUCACCUUUGAGUCCUUGCAGAGAUUCGGCGCAAUCUCCCUGAAGUGGGUGGACACCUUGAGUGAACACUUGAAAUUCGAUCCGGGAGAACGUCAGCUUUCUGUUUUCCAAUUUCCGUCUGUCUGCGCGGCCAGAAUUGACCAGGCGAACCAAUUCCAGAUGGAUACGAUCAUUACCAACGCGGUCCUACAUCCUGGUCACGUUGUUCCAGAUGACAUGGGUAAUUUGCAGGAUCAACUUAAGUUGUACCAAGAGGUUUUGCUCACCUAUCGGGUUCUCUUUGGGCAGUCAUCCGGAUCGCGGUCGCUGCUUAAGAAGGAGUUGUCGAAGAAGAAAAAGCUGCAACCGCAGGGGGAAGACCCAACGUUGCGCUUUGUUGAUCCGUUCUUAUUGAAAUGCGCUACUGCGCUGCCAAAGGGACGGCCGUGGGAAUUCAACUGGGCGACGAAGGAGCUACCCCUUGACAGCAACCUGUUCCCCAAGGCUGCCCGGGGUGCUGACGGUCGCAUCCGCGAUUGGAACACGUACUCCUCUCGUGACCACUUUCCUGUCUAUGGAAAGAAGUUCCUUCUUCUGCAGGCAUUUGCCAACAAGCAUCCGCCGUAUUCGUUCUGGGACUACUACCAGGACCGCAGAUACCCCAAGGAACACUUUGAAUCUGUUGUUUUCCUACUGUUCUCGAUAGUUGGUACUGCCAUCACCCUUCCGCAGGCGAUCGCCUCAUUUGUGACAAUCGAACAGGCGUACGGCCAUUGA